Molecule: messenger RNA, 870 nt
Organism: Didymella exigua CBS 183.55
Lineage: Eukaryota; Fungi; Ascomycota; Dothideomycetes; Pleosporales; Didymellaceae
Exons: 2
Coding region: 132-518 (128 amino acids)
Cellular component (GO): cytosol
Molecular function (GO): protein-disulfide reductase [NAD(P)H] activity
Source: RefSeq, a predicted model, not a curated record
CGCAGGAACAAGAAGGAACAGCGCUUCUCAUAUGCAACACAACGCCUCAUUGAUUGAGAUCGCGCACAAUUCAAGAUCCCGUUUGAAGAUCAGUCAGCAACGGCUCCCACCAAUCGCAUACACCAAACGAAAUGCCGGUCCAGGACCACUACCAAGUCCCUUCCACAGCGCAUGACCUGCCUGUCCCCGAAACUGCCAACGCGAAACUCUACGUCGCAUUUAUUGCCGGUACGGAUCCAGUGACGAAGCAGUCAUGGUGUCCAGACGUACGAGCUGCGUUGCCACGACUCCAGAAAGCGUUCUCGAGCGAAGAUGCACCACAUUUACUCUACGUUCAUGUGGGACAAAAACCUGAAUGGAAAGACCUGGGAAACGUGUAUAGGACGAAGUGGGAGGUCAAGGCUGUUCCGCAGUUGGUGAGGUAUCAAAGGGUUGAUGGUGAAAUCAGGGCGACGGGGAAGCUGGUGGAAGACGAAGUGAAUGAUGAUAAGAAGUUAGGUGAAUUUGUCAACGCGUAAGAAGAGAAACCCGCUAGAAAAACAGAAACGCUCGAAGUGUACCAGUGCUGUUGCAGCCGCACCUGCAGUUAACUAUGGUUACUGCGGGUAAUGCUCGAACAGAAACCCAGCAGCCAUCUCCACAUUCCCAUCAGUGGCGUUCAGCGCCGCAAGCGCCUCUCGUCGUGCAAAUCCAAGCACGACCAACUUCUGCACCUCUUCUUCUGGCCAGCUAGCUCUUGCUUCCGGAAGACUUGUCACCAUCUGCCUGAUCUGCUCCGCUGUGACGCCCAACGGUGGCCUACUCGUCUGCAGAUGCUGCGGCUCCUCCGUCCUCAACACUCUACCCAACGCCGAAACCCACCCGGCCUGC